CGGCCGCUCGUUUGUGCGUCAUUGGCGUAAACUCCCGCCAGACACCACUCACUCUGGCUAUCAUAUUACCUUCGCAGUGUACGUUCACCUUUCCUUAGCCACUUCACUGCUAUCGCAUCUGUCUCUUUUACUACUUGUUCCUACUCUACACUUUGGCGCCUGUGAUUUACUAUUUUUUUUCUGCGCCGUGCGUAUCCUUCUUACCUUUUAUCUUUAUUCCGAGCGUUUGUCAGAUCACCUGCAUAACGCGCAUGACAAGGCAGUUUCUCGAAGCUCUCUACCUACUCCACCCACUCUACUUUGCCAACAUCUUGCGAACAGUCCGGUCACGGCCUGGACAAAUCUACCACAAACUACUGACAAGCACAAUCAACCGUAGUCCUUUCCAACCUCGUUCUUCCUCCUGCUUAUCGCCUUCGCACCAGAAUCUCCGACCGUCACACUGUCAGUACUGAAUAUGGACACUUCGGCCCCGGGCCAGGGCCAGAACCCGAAUCAAGAGCUGUGCUUCUGCCAUUCAUGCGAGAACGAAUGGUAUCGUCACGAAUAUGGACUGACAUGUCCGGAAUGUCAGUCUGACUUCACCGAGAUAGUUGAAGCUGCCCACGACCCGCGUGCAGAAUUAUUUGCAGAUCUUGACCACCAUAUGGCGGACGAGCACCCGGCACACCCACGUUCGCACACCCGUGAUCCGAUCCAUGGUAACGAUGACCACCACCCUUUCCACAAUCAGGACACAUGGCGCCACGCCCCUGAUCCGGAAGAGGAGGACAUCAAUGGUUGGCGAAUAAACCAGACAGGUCCCGACACUUUCUCUAUGACGGGCACCUUCACCACUACCACUACGCCGCGCGGAGGAGCAAACAGGGCUCCAGGUGCUCUACAGGGCGGCAUCGCAGACAACUUCAGACACAUGCUCCAAGGAAUACUAGGAAACAACGCAGGGUUAGCCAACACACGCCCUAGCACACAGCAGCAGCCCCCUGACGCUCCUCCCGUACCUGGCCAUAGACCUGAUCCUUUUUCCCCACCAGAUCGAAAUGCACCGGGCGGGUUGGGACAUCCACACCAGAAUAUGCAGUCGAUAUUCGGUGGAUUCCAACCUCAGACUACCCAGCAGAGGUUUGGCUCUGGCGGUCAAAGAGUUACUUUCAUGGGUAGAGGGCCACAUCCGAGGUUCCAGUACACCGCGAAUGCGCGGAUCUUUCCACGCAACCCAAACGAGGCACAACCUCACGUUGAGCCCGUUGACGAACUUCACGAUAUGAUUCAGGCUAUGCUUGGUCAAGGCAUGGGCGGACCACGAUUCCCUGGUGAAGUCCCGCCAGGUCAACGUUUUGAACAGCAGCAAAAUGCAAACGCAUUCCCCGAUAAUCCUUUAUUGGGACUAUUAAGUCAUUUUCUCGCCGGACCGAGAGGAUCAAUCGGAGACUAUGUUGGUUCUCAACAGGAACUAGAUCGGGUUAUUUCUCAGCUUAUGGAACACAACGCCUCAGGAAGUGCGCCGGGUCCGGCAUCAGCAGCAGCCAUAGCGGCUCUACCGAAGAAGGAAGUAUCCAAGGACAUGCUAGGCUCCGAAGGCAAAGCCGAAUGUAGCAUAUGCAUGGAUGAGGUCAACUUAGGUGAACAAGUGACGAUACUGCCCUGUAAUCACUGGUUCCAUGAACAGUGUGUCGGUGCAUGGCUGAGUGAGCAUGACACAUGUCCCCACUGUAGGAAAGGCAUUUCAUCUGAGCCUUCAAGCCCGCCCCAAACGCCCGGACGCGCUACUAGUGCUGAGGCUUCACACAGUCAGCGGCUAUAUCCACCUUCGCCGACCCGAAACGUUCCAGGCACAUUUUACGACGAUCAUGCAUCAACAAGCAGCUCUGAUGUUCGACAUGAUUUCCACAGACUACACGAACAUCGCCCACAAAACAGUCGCCACUCUAGCCACGGUAGCCACAACAGCAGGAGACAGAGUGCAUCUACAAUCCUCAACAAUAGUCACACCAGCAGUAACGACGGUGGUGGUGGUGGUGGUGGUGGUGGUGGUAUAGCUGAUCGAAUCAGGAGAGGACUAUUUGGUAGUAGCAGUUCGCGACGCCAAAGCGGCGGAGCAAACCCGUGAUUCAAGUUCGUAGCAACAAUGUAGUGAGCGUGUAGCGUGUCACGAACACAUAUUGACAUACAUUUGGUUAGGUUAUAUAGAGCGAGGCUAUUGGCGUUGGGGCGUCAGCAGAAGCUGUAUUUUUACCAGACACAUCGUUACCUGGAUAUGCCUAACUCGUGCUAAAUAUCAUGAAUACUGAUCACCACGCUAAGCUGUUUAAAGAUGGAUAUUAGUGAAAUGACUAUCUAUGUAGGUGAAGAUUUGGACAUUAUAGUUCAAAAUCGUAGUUUUGCAAGUAAUGAUACACUGCCAUCCUUUUGGUGGCCACUUUCUGCGCGGCCUUUGUUCAUGGCUUGUGACUCCAUCAUAUAUACCUUAGCAUUUUCAACGGAUAGACUAUAAUUCCGGCGAUUGCAGUAAGGCCAGAGAAUACAAUCAACGGGCCAUACCCACUUCCAUA
Messenger RNA from Pseudovirgaria hyperparasitica, 2552 nucleotides. RefSeq lists its product as uncharacterized. The record is from RefSeq and is a predicted model, not a curated record. NCBI's taxonomy places the organism in Eukaryota, Fungi, Ascomycota, Dothideomycetes, Acrospermales, Acrospermaceae. The transcript is spliced from 3 exons. Bases 458 to 2110 code for a protein of 550 amino acids.